Messenger RNA from Purpureocillium takamizusanense, 1986 nucleotides. RefSeq lists its product as uncharacterized. The coding region runs from base 13 to 807 and encodes 264 amino acids. The transcript has 2 exons. Lineage: Eukaryota; Fungi; Ascomycota; Sordariomycetes; Hypocreales; Ophiocordycipitaceae. The record is from RefSeq and is a predicted model, not a curated record.
CGCCCGCCCGCCAUGCCGUCGUCGCCACCGCCGCCAUCACCGCGUCGAAAGGACCGCCUGCUCGUCGUCAUCGGCUCCGGGCCGGGCAUCGGCGCGCACGUCGCCGCCGCCUUUGCCGCCCGCGGCUUCAACCGCGUCGCCCUCGUCGCGCGCAACCAGGCCAAGCUCAACAGGGACCGCGCCGCCAUUGUCGAGCAGCAGCAGGAAGGCUGCGCGGGCGUCCACGUCGGCACGUACGCGACCGACAUCACCGACCACGUCGCCUUCCACAACACCCUCAACAGGAUGGACGAGGACAUGGGCUCCCCCGCCGAGUGCGUCUUCUACAACGCCGCGACGGUCCGGCCCUCGGCGCUGCUGGAGACGAGCGAGGUCGACAUGGAGCAGGAAUUCAAGGUUACGUGCACGAGCCUCCACGCAACGGCCAAGCACUACGUCCCGCAGCUCCUCAAGCUCGCCGAGACGGACCCCUCCGCGCGGCCCUCGCUGCUCAUCACGGGCUCGCACCUCCCCCACCGACCCGACCCGGAAGCCUUCGUCCUGUCCAUGACCAAGGCGGCCCAGCGAAACAUGGCGCAGUCGAUGGAGCACAAGUUUGGGCCCAGGGGCGUGCACGUCGGCCUCGUGACCGUCUGCGGCGUCGUCGACCCGCAGAAGAAGCGGCUGAACCCGCGCUUCAUCGCGGACCGCGCCUGGGACCUGUUCAACCAGCCGAGGGAGCAGCAGGAGUUUGAGGUGAUUAUCCAAGAAGAAGGACAAGAAGGACAAGAAGAGUUUGAGGUGUCUAUACGACAAGGACAACACUAGAGCACUCGUUGGGAUGUUGCGAUGCGACCAGCUCGUACCAGCUUUGCUGACAGAAAGCAGCGACGCCCGAGACAUCAACUAAGACCUCUAGGCUGGCUUCCGUCCAUACGUAACACGCCUAAAUAUGAAAAGGAGCGUUGGUCAAUGAAACAAACAGAGGAGAUGGCCCUGUCAUCAGGUUGGUGAAGACUCACAGCACAAACCCGAGGUGAAUGUUUGGAUCCAGACACUCGCGCAUCGCUUCCUCCUGGAGCCCCUCGAUACCAUCCUGCACCAAGCCCUCGGAUGCGAAGAGCUUACUGAGCGCGCUCAGCACGCCCGUCCAGGUGACCAUCCAUCGCCUCCCGAUGGCCUUGAGUCGCGGGUCUUUGGCCCAGGGGCCGCACGGCACCGGGAUGAGCUCCUCGGUGACGUCCACGAAGCCCGCGUCGCGGCACCAAGCCGGAUACUGCUUCGCCUCGGUAAGGUCUCGGCCCCUUUUGAGCGCGGCCCGGCGGAUCUCAUGGGUCCAACGCUCAAAAGUCGAGCCGCGGGCGGAGCCGUCAAAGUCGAUGGGGUCGUGCGAGACGUCAAAAAUCUCAAUGUAGCCGUCGGGGCGAAGAUUGUCAAAGCAGCGGCGCAGAACCACCUGGGUGUCGUCAAAGCAGGUGAUGACGAAGCGCAUGUGUAUAUAGUCAAACAUGCGGCCAAACAAUUCCCAUGAGUCGCGCUCUACGUCAUGCUGCACGAAGGAGCAGUUGGGCGGGCGAGAGGCCUGCUGGAUGCAGCUGAGGUCACUGCCGACGACGACGCUCUCGGGAUGCCUCUCAGCUGUUUCACAUCAACAUGCCAUCUAGUCUCACAGCAUGCCGGCUUUGGGGCGAGGGGGCAAUACCGUACUCGACGGCCCAGAUACCGGUCCCAGUCGCCACAUCGAGCACGUACUUGGGCUCGACCACGGGAGCGAGGCCCAACUUUCCUUCGAGCAAGAGCAGGCAGGUUUCAUGUUGCAUAUCUAGAGCGCAUUAAAUCAAUGACAGUCCGCAUCUGCAGGGCCGGGUCUCUUACCGAGGCGGUCCUGUUCCUCCUUUGUGGCAUGGAUUGUCAGCACCCCGGCUCAAGACCGUAACGACUGUCCAACACCAACAGCAUCAUUGAGCAGAUAGUAUGCUUCUUCGUGUUAACAACAGUACAGUUGAU